AUGUUGGGCUCAGAGUCCAUAUAUCGCAAGAAAGUGAGCUUGGGCGGGGUUCGUCCAGCCCAUAAAAGUCCAGAUCCAGAAGUGAUUUUUGAAGUUGGUGCUGGUGCUGGUUCUGGUCAGGGAUACCUGGCACAAGUUCUUUCCUUUCAGUACAAUCAUCCUGUGGUUGCAAUUGAUUCUUGUUCUCGUCAUGGGAAAGUCACUGAGACAAGGGCUCAACAAAUAAGAAAGCAUUGUGCUGCUCAAAUUCGUAAAUUGGGGAAUUGGGACAUCAGUAUACCCAGGACGAUAACAUGCCGUGUAUUGUCGACUGACAUGCUAAAAGCCCUGGCUGCCAUAGUACCACCAGCUGAUGAUGUCAAGGAGCCACAGUUCAUCAAAGAAGAUACAGAUGGGAAACCUUCAUUGGUACUUGCUGGAUUACAUGCUUGUGGUGAUCUUUCAGUGACAAUGCUGAAAGUGCAGACUGCAGAGAGAUGGAGUUGUCUUGACAAAGAUGCUGGUCUUCAGAAUUUUGAUUUGCAUGCCUUCAGUGUUGUUUUCCGGAUGGUUCUUCUUAAAUACUAUCCCGGAAUCAUAACUUCAAGCCCCUCGGUUGGUCGUCAAGGGAAGCCUUGCGCCGCAAGCAGCAGAGGGAGGUCCCCUAUUCCUUUGAAAAUGCUGAAGGCAGUAAAGUCUUUGUCAGCUGUUCCCAGGGAGGGAUAG
Molecule: messenger RNA, 705 nt
Organism: Linum tenue
Lineage: Eukaryota; Viridiplantae; Streptophyta; Magnoliopsida; Malpighiales; Linaceae
Source: the annotation of a GenBank genome assembly